GAGAAGGAAAGGCUGGAGAAGGAGAGGUUGGAGAAGGAGAGGUUGGAGAAGGAACGAGAAGAAAAGGAGCGGAAGGAGAGAGAAGCCAAGGUGGAGCAAGAAAGAAUGGAACAGGAAGAGAAAAGGCGAGAGCUCAUAGAGAAGGAGGCCCGAUUGGCACAGAACCAGCCAACACUAUCACUGGGCUCAUUCUCCUUUAAUCCCGAUUCCUCCUUGGCUACACUGCCUCAUGGGCUAGGCAGUGGUGAUGGGGUUGCAUCUCUGGGCACGGAAACAGCUGGUCCAUUCGGUUUGGACACCUUCGCCAGCAUCUCCAGCAUGCCUUUGACUCCAACACACUAUACUGGGUCCUUCAACCCAUUCUCGAUGGAUGACGAGCCGCUCAUGCGUCGCAACUUGGCCCCAUCAGCACGGUCCUUCCUUAAUGACUCUGACUAUGAUCCUGCGACCGGUCGCAAUCGCCCAGUGGGGCCUCCUAUCCCAGGCAAACCAAGGCAGACGUCUCGUUUCGGGUUCGCUAUGGACAACCAAUAUUCGAACUCAUUUGACCGCGAGGAGUUCGCGCAUCCGUCGUCUAAUAUGCAAUCGAUGCAGGACGGAUUCAGAGCUCUCUUCCCCAACGUUAAUGUCAGUUUUGGUCUGCCCAACGGUUCCCUCGGACAACAGCAGCAGCACCAACAUCAACAUCUUCGGCAGCUUCAGCACCAAAACCUGCAACACCAGCAACACCAGCAACACCUGCAACACCAGCAACACCAGCAGCAAUACCAACAUGGCCAAUAUCAGCCUUCUCCACUUCUUCAUCGCCAGGAUUCCGGUCUUAACGCUGGUAUGUGGGACGGUGCUGACAAGCAGGAAGGCCUCUCAUUCCAGCGCAGCAUGAGCCAGCUAAAUAUGGACCCCAUGCUGACGACGCCCAGCUCUCGCAUGGUGGAAUACCACCAGCAGCUCUCAAUGCAGCAGCGACAGCCGCAGCAGCAACAGCGCGGCGGUCCACCGGGACUUGCACGCAAUCCUAUGACGCCCACAAUGAUCAAAUCUCCACCUCCUGGACUCGAAAGUCUUGCUCGCGACGAAUAUGGAGGAUGGUCCAUAUCUCAGCAGCAGCAGCAGCAGCAACAGCAA
Messenger RNA from Gamsiella multidivaricata, 1125 nucleotides. RefSeq lists its product as uncharacterized. The transcript has a single exon. The record is from RefSeq and is a predicted model, not a curated record. The coding region runs from base 371 to 883 and encodes 170 amino acids. Lineage: Eukaryota; Fungi; Mortierellomycota; Mortierellomycetes; Mortierellales; Mortierellaceae.